CACACCAGUUGUCACCAAGCUUAGAACCCGUCGUCAAGUACCGUAUCAGCAAGUGCAAGUGCAACAAAUAUGCAGCUAGCGAACCUUAACGCGAACGCCUCUCGCUGCCAGCGGGAUGGAUCAUCGAAGCCUUCUCAUCGCCAUGUAGUGGUUUCCGCACAACGGUUGGCUCAGCGCACAGGCGCGGAAGGUUCUGUCGCGCAACAUGCCAGUCGUCGCGUUUUCGGCGCCUCGCUGCUUGGGGCCAUUGCGGCGGUGUCGAUGAUUCCCGCUGGAGAAGCGCAAGCAGGGUUCAAGAAGGAACUGAAGAAACGCAAGAUCCCCGAGGAGGACUACGUGCAGCUGCCUGCAAACGGGCUACGUGUGUACGACCUGGAGGAGGGCAGUGGGGCGGAGAUUAAGGCAGGCGACAAAAUUGUGGUGCACUACGACUGCCUCUACCGCGGUCUGGAUGUCGUGUCAAGCCGCUCAGCUCGCCUUCUGGGAGGCAACCGCACCAUUGCGGAGCCGUACGAGUACGUGGUGGGCCAGCCCGUGUUCGCCGCCAGCCUGGCCAACUAUGACGCCGAGUCCGCUAACCCGCUGUUCACCGGCAGCAGCGGGCCCAAGCCGCCCCAGGCGCUGUCGCUAUCGGUGCUGGGCAUGAAGAAGGGGGGCAAGCGCUCCAUUCUGGUGGACAAGUCGGAGCUGGGCUAUCCGCAGGGCGUGAACGAGCUGCCCGCGGACACCCCCUUCGAGCUGCGUGUGGAGGUGCUCAGCGUCAUCUCCAAGUAAACGAAGUUGUGGUGACAAACCCGGGGACGGCUGGCAGCUAUCUGCAGAUGAUGGGGCGUGAUGUGUGGUGCCGCGCUCGUCGGUAGUCUGUCUGUGAACAGACAUUGUGUAACCUUCAGAACGAAUGAGGCUUAUCGGGAUUGUUGAUAGACACGUUUUGGUGGUCAACUGAUGCUUGUUGUCGUAGUGAUUGCUGGCUUUGGCUUUGGGCUUGGGCGGUUGUGGUGGCGCAGGAUGUGUUGGUGUUUCGGAACGGGCGUUCUACAUCCGCAACAGACGGUGCGCCGUAAUUUUGAUAGCUUUUGGAUUGGAGGGUACUGUGGUACGUGGUGUGCGCCUGUAACCACGUCAAGUC
This is a messenger RNA of Chlamydomonas reinhardtii, 1129 nucleotides long. RefSeq lists its product as uncharacterized. Gene Ontology annotation, molecular function: peptidyl-prolyl cis-trans isomerase activity. The record is from RefSeq and is a predicted model, not a curated record. NCBI's taxonomy places the organism in Eukaryota, Viridiplantae, Chlorophyta, Chlorophyceae, Chlamydomonadales, Chlamydomonadaceae. The transcript has 6 exons. The coding region runs from base 262 to 774 and encodes 170 amino acids. Gene Ontology annotation, cellular component: chloroplast thylakoid lumen.